Alternaria alternata is the source of this 1661-nucleotide messenger RNA. RefSeq lists its product as hypothetical. The record is from RefSeq and is a predicted model, not a curated record. The transcript has a single exon. Bases 175 to 1254 code for a protein of 359 amino acids. Lineage: Eukaryota; Fungi; Ascomycota; Dothideomycetes; Pleosporales; Pleosporaceae.
UUCCUCGCCGAAAGUGACAGAACAAGACUGAACUUGGCGAGGCCUUGAUCACACCUCUGCCUGCUGCACCGCUGACGCAAGAGUCGCGUCGAAUAUCCCUGCCAGCGUCGACGAUAGGAUUUUGGCCCAACAGGACCCUGUUGCACUCGACCUCUACUGCAACUACAGUCCGCCAUGUUCCGUCGUCCGGGUGCUGGGCGCUCCAAGGCUUCAGCAGAUACCCUCUGUCAGAAGUGCCUCAAGAGAGGACAUUACAGUUACGAGUGCAAGGCAUCUGCCCAAGAACGCCCAUACAAAUCUCGACCUUCCAGGACACAACAACUACUCAACCCCAAGCUGAAGCCCAAGCUUACCACCGAAGUACCCCAAGAUCUGCUGCGCAAGAAGGGCGUCGCAGAUGAGAUCCUGAAGAAGAAAGAAGAGGAUCGCAAGCGCGCGCGGUCACUCUCUGCGUCAUCUGCCGACUCUGUCUCCACCAUCUCAACAAACCGCUCCCGCUCCCGCUCACGAUCUCCACCACGACGGAAGCGCGAUGCACCAAGACAUCGAGGAGACGACGACGACGACAAGGGGCUGCGAAAGCGCAGCAGGCGAUCAGUGUCCAUGGAAUCGCGCUCAUCCUGCGUAUCGGACACAGCAGACAGAAACACAAGGCGGCGCAUGAGCUCCUUCAGCCCUGGCGAGCGAGGCCGCCGAAGAACCAGGUCAAAGUCGAGGUCAAGGUCGGCGCGCAUGCAGACAUCACACGAGAAUGCUAGAGGAAGAGCACCACGAAGCAUGAGUGGCAGUAUCAGGUCACGAAGCAGAAGCGCAAGAAGAGAUAGGAGGCGGCCAGUUCGUCGGUACUCCAUCUCGAGAUCACGAUCGAGAAGCGCGGAUCCCAUGGAUACGUCUGAUGAGCACCACCCAUCUAACCGACUAUCAAAGGGUAAAACAGGAGUCUCACAUUCAAGGAACCGUGAACCCUCGAGGUCACUCUCACCGUACCACAGCGGUCGCGAUCGCAGCCCCAGUCCGUACUCCAAGCGCAAAGCCGCACGCCGGUCGCGCAGUCCACAAGAAGCGAGAAACGGAGGACGACUUCGUGACAGUCCGCACCGACCGGCAAGAAACCGCUUCGACAAUCGACCACCUGUGUCAAAUGGCAGAGAUACGCCGCCGCCAGCGCAAGCACCCCCACCCGUUCAGAGAGAGCGUAGCUUGAGUCCGUACAGCAAGCGCUUGGCCUUGACAAAAGCUAUGCAUUCAGGGUAGACAAGAUAGCAGUCAACAUUGGGAAAGUCAGAAUGCUGCAGUGGUACCUGGAGAUUCUUACAUUGCAGAUGACGGGACGAUAAUAUCACAAUGAGUUAUCAAGGUCAGAGCCGCUCUCGUGGCUUACCGGGUCACCAGAUAUAGGUCUGCACCAACAACGAGCAUAUUAGAAAGGCGUUUGCAUCGAGUCCAGAUAGUUGUUUCAAGCUAAGACAAUGGUUUACUAGCUUCUUCAUAAUUAUCAAAUUACAUUGGAAGAGUUUGAUCUAGGAUCCCACCUUAUGCUCAUACCAUCUCUAAAGUCCACGCUCCUUUGUUGUUUUACUUGUGGUAUGAUUCUUCCUUCUCCCCACCGUAUCACCAACCCAGUCUUCCAUUCGGCGUGAACUCGAGCCUGUUCGAUCGUU